UACAAAAUUUUUUUUUUUGAGCGUAGAAAUGUUAAUACGUUCAAUCCUCACCACCAUCUUGCUGUGGUUUGCUACCGUCACUUGUUUUCAAGCAUUUUAUGGAGUUCAAGCACGAAAAAAUUUAGACGUCGAUAACUCUAAUGAACUCCAAGACUGUCACACGGGAAAUGUCAUCGACGACUGUUGGAGAUGCUACAACUCAACAUGGUAUGAAAAUCGUAAAAGACUUGCAAGUUGCACAAAAGGGUUCGGCAAAAAAGCUAACGGCGGUAAAACUGGUCAAUUUUACACAGUCACAGACGACACUGACGAUCCGAUGAACCCCAAAUUUGGCACUCUCCGUUACGGAGUAAUUCAAGAACACCCUCUGUGGAUCAUAUUCGAACGAAGCAUGACCAUUAACCUCAAAACAGAGCUCAUCAUCCACAACGACAAGACCAUCGACGGAAGGGGAGCCAGUGUGCAUGUCACGGGGUAUGGAUGCAUCACCUUACAGUAUGUCAGUCAUGUCAUCAUCCAUGGCGUCCAUGUACAUGAUUGCAAGCCAUCACCGCCGGGAUACGUGGCAGUUCGACCGGGAGUUAAGAUUCGUAGAGGAGGGUCUGAUGGGGAUGGGAUUAAGUUGUUCGGUGCUAGAAAUGUUUGGAUUGAUCAUUGUUCUUUUUGGAGUUGUAGUGAUGGGCUUAUUGAUGUUAUUAUGAAUUCUACUCAUGUCACCAUCUCAAAUAAUCACUUCAAAGAACAUGACAAGGUGAUGCUUUUGGGCUAUAAUGAUGACGAUGCAAUUGAAGAAAAAAUUCUAAGAGUGACACUUGCAUAUAAUCACUUCGGAAAGAACUUGGUCCAGCGAAUGCCAAGAUGCCGACAUGGACGAUUUCACAUCGUAAACAAUUACUACAGUAAAUGGGAAAAUUACGCCAUUGGAGGCACAGCAAAUCCUUGGAUUCUUAGCCAGAGUAACGUAUUUGUUGCUCCUGACAAACCUUUUAACAAAGAGGUUACAAGUAGAAUACACGCACAAGAUUGGACCAAUUGGAAUUGGCUAUCGCAUGGAGAUGAGCUAAAAAAUGGUGCAAAAUUUACACAAUCAGGGAAAAGUGAUAUAGAGUUCUAUAAGCCUAUGAUUAGUAUGAAGGCUAGAUCUUCAGCUGAGGUGGUGAAAAUGACUGCAGAUGCUGGUGUUCUCAAGUGUGAGAUAGGGAUGGCCUGUGUUCGUAAGACGAGUGAGUAAUGUACCUGGAGUCUAAGUAAUGAAUGGAGACUCCUCAUCGACCAUCCUUCUCCAUGAGCUCGUCUAAAUGAAACUAGCUUUUUUUUUUUUUUUUUUGGUGUUUGUGUGUGUGUGUGUUUGGGGGGGAGGGGGGCAAAACAGAGGCUUGGGAAUUUUGGUGAACUCUCAGUAAGUCUUUUUUUAUUUUGUUUUAUUUUUUUGGCAAAGUAGCAGUUAAAUACAUUACAGUUUCCUCCA
Messenger RNA from Asparagus officinalis (garden asparagus), 1468 nucleotides. RefSeq names its product probable pectate lyase 1. The coding region runs from base 29 to 1231 and encodes 400 amino acids. The transcript has 6 exons. The record is from RefSeq and is a predicted model, not a curated record. Lineage: Eukaryota; Viridiplantae; Streptophyta; Magnoliopsida; Asparagales; Asparagaceae. Gene Ontology annotation, molecular function: pectate lyase activity.